This is a messenger RNA of Nematocida minor, 1335 nucleotides long. RefSeq lists its product as uncharacterized. The record is from RefSeq and is a predicted model, not a curated record. NCBI's taxonomy places the organism in Eukaryota, Fungi, Microsporidia. The transcript has a single exon. The coding region runs from base 1 to 1335 and encodes 444 amino acids.
AUGCGAAAAAGAAAGAUAUUCCUAAGAGCCAUCCUGCUUCUGGCUCCUUCACGUGUCCUCGCGUACAAUAGCAAUGACAUGAGAUGCCAGCUGUAUGGAAUAAAUUACAAUGAUUGUCUCAGCUCCAUCUACAGGCCCAUGCCAGCAUACGACUCGUAUGCCAAGAGCUUCAAUCUUCCGAUCCACAAGGAUGAAGCGUGCGCUUAUUCGAUGUGUAAAAUAGCUAUGCUGGCCAAUGGCCUGGAGAAGUUCAUAAGCAUAGCCAAUAAGGCGCACCCGCCAGGAGAGUGCAUCUGCCUGGGCAGUAAUUCGUGCGGCUGCGAGACCAUGGCUAUUCCCAGCGAGAUUCCGCAUAUGCACAUUCCCUCGGUGGUCACAAAAACCGUCAGCAAGACAAAGACAGUGCGGGUGAAUGUGACAGAAAGCCCGCCAGAUGACGAGACAAUAGAAGUGCACAGAGUGCCCAUCUCUGCGCUGGAUAACGUGCUCUUUGGCGGGAAGACACAGAAUACCUUAUUAGAAGAGCUAGAUAAAAAAAUACAGAUUUUGCAAAAUCAAAACUUUCCCAAAAAACUGCCGAAUUUGAAGCCAAACCACAACAUCAUGGAGAAUGCCAUGGUUCCCCCCGAGAACGCUGCUCUGCGGGAGAUACCAAAGUUUCACAUGGAUGGGAAUGUAAUAACUAUACCGUUCUCUACCACAACCACAACAGUGCAGGUGUCAGUUCCGGUUUACAAGACAACGGUGAGAACACAGUACGUGGUGAACACGGUGGAUAAUUACAUCACAGAAACAAAGACAAAAACAGAAAUAAAAACAGUGGUAAAGACAGAAACAGAAACAACGACCAAAACACAAACAGAAACAAUCAGUGAUCACGUGGAGAGGACUAAAUUCAGCACAAUAUUCGUACCAAAGACAGUGACAGUAGACAAAGUGUCAAUAAAAACCAAGCAUGCGACUAAGACAACCACAGUUACAACAGUGAAGACAGUGCAGCCAACAGAAGAAAAAACAAAAAUAAAGACAAAAACAGAAGAAAAGAUAAUCACGCCAUCAAGUGAGCCAAAGGCAGACAAAAAGUACUACAUCGUUAAAAAGCUAGUGAAGAAAAGACUCGUGUGCAAAGAAGGAUGCACCAACCCAAAUAUCCCCCUGUCCGGUGAGUGCCCUAUGGGAGCCAUGGGGACAUGCCCGCCCAACCAAAUGCACCCGGGAUUCAUCAGGCCUGCAGCACCCACAAAUAUACCACGCAGCGGAUGCAUAGGCGCAGAGUGCCCGGAAGUAGUCAAAACAGUGUAUGUCAAGUCAUCAGCACCUAUGUCCGUAAAAUAA